This is a messenger RNA of Pleuronectes platessa (European plaice), 3133 nucleotides long. RefSeq names its product E3 ubiquitin-protein ligase MSL2. Bases 4 to 1824 code for a protein of 606 amino acids. The transcript has 3 exons. Gene Ontology annotation, cellular component: MSL complex. The record is from RefSeq and is a predicted model, not a curated record. Lineage: Eukaryota; Metazoa; Chordata; Actinopteri; Pleuronectiformes; Pleuronectidae. Gene Ontology annotation, molecular function: ubiquitin protein ligase activity.
GAGAUGAACCCGGUGAACGCGACCUCUCUCUACGUGUCCGCGAGUCGCUCGGUGCUGCGGUGCGACCCCAGAGACCCCCGGGCCCUCGCGGAGCUCUGCCGGCUGCUGCCCUUCUUCCGUCAGUCCCUGUCCUGCCUGGUCUGCGGUAACCUGCUGCAGGACCCCAUCGCCCCCACCGACUCGUCCUGUCAGCACUACGUCUGUCGGGGCUGUAAGGGUCAGAGGAUGCAGCUGAAGCCGUCCUGUAGCUGGUGUAAGGACUACUCCCGCUUUGAGGAGAACAGGCAGCUGUCUCUGCUUGUCCAUUGCUACAGGAAGCUCUGUCUCUACAUCACCCGGUCGCCCCUCGCCCCUCACAUAGCCAGCGCCGCCAGCGACUCGCCGGAUCUCCAGGCCAUCCUCAACGAGGGCCUGAAGUUGGCCGAGAGCGAGCCGGAGGCGGAGGAGGUCUCGGAGUCGGGGGGGCUGUCUCCAACGGCCUCCACCUCGGACGUGCUCCAUCCCAACGGAGCUUCUCCUGAGAAGGAGCUCAGGGGGGAGGAGCUGAGCGUCAACGGACUCCAUGACUGUAACGGGCUGGUCAGCUCGGACGCUCUGCAGCCCGUCAUCAUCGACACGGGGGGCGGGGCCGUGAAGCAGGAGAGCUUCUCCUCGGAGAUCCCGGUGUGUGUGGGCGUCACCGGGGCCGGGGGGGCGGGGCUCUGUGACAUCAGCACCUUCGGGGAUGACCUGAAGCAGGGGCCGUUGUUGCUGAGUGUGGAGGAGGUGCUCAGGACUCUGGAGACGGACUCGGACCCGGACCCCGGACCCGAGCCCACCCCCCAGCCAGACUGCCCCCCCCCUGUACCCCAGUCAGGCCUCAACGGGCAGCACGGCCCUUCUGGCCCGGACUCCUCCCGCCUCAUCCCCUCCCUCCCCCCAGAGAACAGCCCCCGCCCCCUCCAGUCUCACCCGCAGCCCUCCUUGCAGCCCCCCCCUCAGCCCUCCACGGUCAUCCCUCGAGCCCCCCCUCGGUGCCACCGCAAGCGCUCCCGCUCAGAAAGCGACAGCGAGAAGGUGCAGCCUCUCCCCAUCUCCAGCCUCUUACAAGGGCCCCCCCUCGGUGCCAACAGCUCCCCCCACCACCCCAACCCUGGUGCCACCACCAAGCAGGAGCCUACGUUUCCUUCAGUCUCCCCCCACCCCCACCCUCACCUGGCCCCGGUGCCGAAUGGCGGCCCCCCUAAAGUGGGGAAGACUGUGCUCGUCUCCAACAAGGCACUGAAAAAGACAGUGGAGCAUCAUGGGUCCACAAAGAAGGCUUACACCAAAGCCAGGCAGGGGGCUCCGAAGCCUCGUGCACAGGCCCGUGACCGCCUGCCCCCUCACCCCCACCCACACCCCCUGACACACCCACCCAGCCCCUCAAAGCCACUGUACAAGAAGCCUGUGGAGAAGAAGGGCUGCAAGUGCGGCCGAGCCACACAGAACCCCUCGGUGUUGACCUGCAGGGGGCAGCGCUGCCCCUGCUACUCCAACCGCAAGGCGUGUCUGGACUGUAUCUGCCGCGGCUGCCAGAACUCCUACAUGGCCAACGGAGAGAAGAAGCUCGAAGCCUUCGCCGUGCCGGAGAAAGCUCUGGAACAAACCCGACUCACGCUGGGAAUCAACCUCACCAGUAUCACGGCGGCGGCCCUCCGCAGCCCGACCACCAGCUCCCCCGGAAACACACUCCUCAACGUCAGCACCGCCACGGGGGCGCCCGUCACAGCCAGCUUCCUGUCGGGGGCGGGCCACGACAACAGGGGCUUUGACGACUCACUGGAGAUGCGGUUUGACUGUUGAGGCUCCGCCCCCCCCUCCUCUGGUCAGUCGUAUCGCACAUUCCCCCGCCCCGCCCCCAAGGCGUUAUCCAUCGGGUCGUGCCAGGGACCUUCAGAGGCGGAGCCAGAACAAGGCAGCUACAGUGACAGGCGGUAGUGAGGGUCACCAGCUGGAGACCAGGGGUCGCCCUCCGUCCAUCGCCCGGACCUGCACCAUGCAGAAGAGAAGAAGGAGAAGAAAGAGGAGAUGUAGCGUCACUGUAUGUGCAGAGGUUUCAUUUCAGUGGGGAUAGAUUCUGUUCUCUACUAUGGGUAACGUGUAGAGCAUGUUGUGUAGCUCAGUGGGGGGUGUUGACCUCGGUCACAGCCUCUGUGUGUGUGUGAGUGUGAGAGCGAGUGUGGAUGUGUGUGUGUGAGGGGAAGGCUUUGGUUGGAGAUGAACAUUAUUAGCAGGAACAGAGACAUCACCAUCAUCAUCAGAGACGUGUAAUUUAUAUAAAGGAAAGAACUUUUUGUACGUGGACUCAUCAGUUUCCAUCUGAGAAAACAUUUUAUGAUAUAUUUUAUAAGUUAAAAUCGAUGGAGGCCAGUGCCGAGGCAGAGCUGCUUUGAACCGGAGCAUUUUCACACGGGUGGACGUUGACUCGUGUUUUAUAAAGAUGAGAUCAUACGAGUCUGUAACGUGAAAAAGUAAUGAUCAUAUCUCUGAUAUCUUAAACUUCAAAGAAGCAGAGAAACUUCUAACUGUCAGGUUUGAAUAUGAAACCUGACACGAUGUUUUUGUGACUAAAAAAAAAAGCCUUUAAAUGUGUCGUGGAUGAACCGGUGGUGGAGACAGAAGAGGAAACUUCUCUGGUUUGUUGUUGACUGAAGCACUUUCCCCACUUUCUCACCCCGACCACUCAUUUUCCAGCCACCACGUGUCGUCCCUGUGUUAAAGUCUCUGGUUGAUCGCAGCCUCCUCGCUCUGGGUUUCACCAGAUUCAGUUUUCUCAAAGCUCCACUCACGCUGCUAACCCCCCCCGGAGGACUGAAGAAGGAGAGCGCAGCUGGUUUCCUCGUCUUUCUGUUCAGUCCGUUAACAACACUUGCAGUAUUUAUUGGAUGUCCCCUGACGCGAGGACAGGUGUCGGGCUUCGCUUUCCCCUCCUCUGCCUGUCCUGUCUGUCCCUCCGGUUUGGACCGUCUCUGUCUCGGUUGCGUUGCCGUCUUCUUCUUAGUGUUAGUUCCUGGUGUCUCCAAACGAUUUUGUGUUCUCCCUCGGGGCAUUUAAAUACCUGUAAUAUAACUGUAACAUAUUUCCACAAAAAAGAAAGAAAAUGAAAAACUUA